Molecule: messenger RNA, 1360 nt
Organism: Folsomia candida
Lineage: Eukaryota; Metazoa; Arthropoda; Collembola; Entomobryomorpha; Isotomidae
Exons: 8
Coding region: 134-1330 (398 amino acids)
Source: RefSeq, a predicted model, not a curated record
UUAGAAUAACAUAACAUAUUUAGUACAAAAGCAUUUUUGGCUGACUGACUCGUGUUUUGACACCUUUCUCUCUCAAUCUUUAUUUAAAAUUGUUAAUUAUUCAUUAAUUAAAAUUAAAAUUAAUUAAGGCAAAAUGGUUCUUCAAACGACACUCAAUAAUUUUCGGUGGAGUAUGGAAUACGUAGUUGUCAUUGUUGUAAUUAUCAUUGUCGUCGCAAAUUGUGAACGAAAUUCUCAUCGCGAAAAACUUGGAUUGCCGAGGCAGAAACUAAGUUAUAUUCCCCUAAAAACUCAUAUGGUAUCGAUAUCUGGACAUUCAUCCGGGGCAACGGCUGCGACACAUUUUUACUUGGCGAAUUCGAAGCAUGUGGAUGGAGUUGCAUUGUUUUCAUCAAUUCAUUACCAAUGUGGAAGUGGAGGUCUUUACACAUUAAUGCCAUGCCUGCUAGGACGAGGAAAUACGUCCGAUUCUGUGAGAAGUGCUGAAAAAUAUGCAACUGCUGGACUAAUUGAUUCGCUGGACAAUUUACGGGAAAAGCGGCAUUAUAUUUAUCACGGGACUCAAGAUGCUUUUAUACACUUUGACAAUGGUCUCAGAGUUUACCAAUUUUACAAGGCGUUCAGUAAUCAUGUGAAAUUUGAACAGUUUGAAACUCUCCAUGCUAUCCCCUCAAAAACAUGCGGAAUUCAAUGUACCGGUAUUCCAUCAACGCCUGGAAAUGGAUGUUCUAAAUGCUCGUUUUCUGUGGUUUAUGACGGUCUAAACUUCAUUUAUAAUGGAGAACUUGUAGAAUCCACAGCUACAACAUGUCGAGCAAAAUAUAACCACGAUGGUCUCACUUUAGUUGACCAGGAGGAGUUUAUCUCCCCCUUAGAUUCUACAGUGUCCAUGCUUUCUGACGCCGUGCUGUAUACGCCACCACAAUGUCGUGUCAAUUCCUCUCUGUGCAGUUUGCAUAUAGCAUUUCAUGGGUGUCGUCAUUCAAUACAAAACGAUGGACUGGAUUACAUAAAAUGCUCAGGGUAUUUAGAAACUGCCGACGCCAACAAUUUUAUAGUGCUCUUUCCCCAAGUCAAACAAUCCGCAAUUAACGCUAUUACGCUUUUCCAUUGUUGGGAUUUAUAUGGAUAUACGGGUCCACUUUAUGGUACCAAAUUAGGCAGCCAAAACCAAGUCGUGUUCAGAAUGGUGAGUCGUAUCAUGUACAAAGAAGACGAUGAGAAAGAUGUUCCCUCCGCGACUAAUCUAUCAACGUGGAAUAAUGAAGACUAUUAUUAUGAUUUGGAUCCUGAAAUUGUGUCAAAAAGUCGUUUUAAAAGUCGAAAUUAAUAAAAACAUAGCGUCUUUUAUCGAAAUGAA